This is a messenger RNA of Durusdinium trenchii, 1125 nucleotides long. Lineage: Eukaryota; Dinophyceae; Suessiales; Symbiodiniaceae. The record is from the annotation of a GenBank genome assembly.
AUGUCGCAGAAUGGGGCACUUCCAAGACGACGCCAAAGGAGACACAAUCUUGGCAUGGUCACACUCUGGCUGCUCGGAUCAGGUGGGGUCUUUGCCCUGUGGCCACGAGGUCGCGACUUGGCACGCGCUGCCUUGCGGACACGCAUGGCCGACGCUCCCAGAGAAACGAUAGAGAGGCAAGAUGAGUUGCCGUCAUCUGAGAGGGUGAGGCAGUUGCGGAGUCGCAUUGCCUCCCUAAGAGCCCAGAUGGUCAAACAGCGCCGGGAGAUUGAUGCUCUGACAAAGGAGCUGAUCACGGAGGAGUUGCGGUGUGCUAGUCAGGCAUCAGAGGAGGGAGAGGAGAAACAGAUCCUGAACCGAUUGUUCAGGUCACUGGGUGUUUUGGUUCACACAGCUUGGAAGAACGGUGAUCCAGUGUCCUUUGUAUACAACCAGACAGGCACAGCAAUACGUGUUGCUGGAGAAACAGCCGCAUCAGGUGAGCUGAUCCGUGAUGUCCUUCCUAACGCACCUACCUUGUUGAGCUACGCACCAGGCCUCUAUGCACAUGCGAGUCGCCUGGAUCGGCACUUGCCACAAAUCCUCUCGGUACUGGACGGCUACCUUCCGAUGGUGGAACCACACUUGGAUGUACUUAUUGAAAGGUUCGAUGACAUUGAGCCUCAUUUGGAAUUCUGCCUGGAGCACGCGGAUGUGGUGGUCCCACACCUCAACGAGAUUGUUGAAUACUUGGACGACAUUCUCUUCUUCGCCCGGGAACGCGUGCUCUGGACACGGCUGGAGCCACUCUUGCCACAGCUGGUGGUGCGACUUCCAGCCUUGGGGCCGCACCUGCCUAAUUUGCGAAGGCAUGCCAAGCUGGUGCUUCCUUAUCUCCCGCUGCUGGCGCAUCAUGCGGAUCGCUUGGCACCCUUCUUGCCCAUCUCGCAGCAUGCGGAUGCGCUUGUGCACUACCUAGGAUGGGCCUUGCAGGUGCCUGGCCUCCAUCGCUUUCUGUAUCUCCCUGGAGUGGGGCGGGCCUUGUCCUACCUCGCUGUGCGGCUUCCAUUCUCAGGUGCUGUUCGCGAGAAGAGCGACAUGCAGCACUUGCACAGAAGCUGUCAAUUGCAUCUUGAUGGAUGUUGA